GGCCUGCCCACUCUCUCACUUGUCACUCCCCACACCGGCGCGGCGCCACCUGCCCCUUCCUCCUCAUAUGGUCUCCCGCCGCGCGCCCCGCACCCACCGCUAGCGAGCCGCCCCACUCCAGCCCACCCAUGGCCGCGGCGUCGCUCGCCCGCCUCUUGCCGCCCCUCCUCUCCCUCCUCCUCCUCCUCCUCGCCGGCGCCGCGCGGGGCAAGACGGUGAAGAGAGACGUGAAAGCGUUGAACGAGAUCAAGGCUUCACUAGGCUGGAGAGUUGUCUACUCAUGGGUCGGCGAUGACCCUUGUGGGCAUGGUGACCUUCCCCCCUGGUCCGGUGUGACAUGUACUCAGCAAGGGGAUUACAGAGUUGUCACGGAACUGGAAGUCUAUGCUGUGUCCAUAGUUGGUCCAUUCCCUACAGCGGUAACAAACCUGCUGGAUUUAAAAAAACUGGAUCUCCACAAUAAUAAGUUGACGGGGCCAAUUCCUCCACAGAUUGGACGGCUGAGACACCUCAAGAUAUUGAACCUGAGGUGGAAUAAGCUUCAAGAUGUGCUACCGCCCGAAAUUGGUGACCUAAAGAAACUCACACACUUGUAUUUGAGCUUCAAUAACUUCAAAGGUGAAAUUCCCGUGGAGCUUGCAAACCUACCAGAACUACGCUAUCUUUAUCUCCAUGAGAACCGCUUUACUGGGCGGAUCCCCCCUGAGCUCGGAACUCUCAAAAAUCUUCGUCACCUUGAUGUUGGUGGCAACCACUUGAUAGGCACUCUGAGGGAUGUCUUCAGCAUUGAGAAUGGCUUCCCCUCCUUGAGAAACCUAUACGUUAACAAUAAUCAAUUGGCUGGAGUGGUGCCAGAUCAGAUUGCGAAUUUGACCAACCUUGAGAUCUUGCACUUGUCCAAUAAUAGGCUGAUUGGAUCGAUAUCGCCAAAGCUAGUUCAAAUUCCAAGAUUGACAUAUCUGUAUUUGGACAAUAACAACUUCAUUGGAAGGAUUCCCGAAGGAUUAUACAAGCAUCCAUUUCUGAAGGAGCUGUACAUUGAGGGGAACCAGUUUAGACCAGGAAGCAGAUCAAAAGGAAUGCACAAGGUGCUCGAGUUGCCCGAGGCCGACCUCUCGGUUUAACCGGAGCUCAUAAAGUGUGGGCCUGUUGUUUAUUCCGCACGACAGCAGCCACCUUUCUACAUCUCCACACGACGCGGUCGCGAAAUGCACGUGUAUUUUAGGACAUAUAUGUAUGAUUAGUAGUAACAUCAGCUAUGUUUCUCGCUGUGCCGUAAAAUGCUAAGUUUACACGUAAGAACUACUCAGAAAUCAGUUCAGUUCACUGUGAAAUCCAUAGCCAAUGAAUUGUGAUCUUGCCGUGGAA
This is a messenger RNA of Triticum dicoccoides, 1368 nucleotides long. RefSeq names its product probable leucine-rich repeat receptor-like protein kinase At1g35710. The transcript has 11 exons. Gene Ontology annotation, molecular function: protein binding. The coding region runs from base 129 to 1124 and encodes 331 amino acids. The record is from RefSeq and is a predicted model, not a curated record. Lineage: Eukaryota; Viridiplantae; Streptophyta; Magnoliopsida; Poales; Poaceae.